Candoia aspera is the source of this 4925-nucleotide messenger RNA. RefSeq names its product PBX/knotted 1 homeobox 2 (gene PKNOX2). The record is from RefSeq and is a predicted model, not a curated record. The transcript is spliced from 15 exons. Gene Ontology annotation, molecular function: RNA polymerase II cis-regulatory region sequence-specific DNA binding. Gene Ontology annotation, biological process: regulation of transcription by RNA polymerase II. The coding region runs from base 527 to 1963 and encodes 478 amino acids. Lineage: Eukaryota; Metazoa; Chordata; Lepidosauria; Squamata; Candoiidae.
CAGGCCGGUGUCAGUCUGAUGAAGAUUGGCAUGCAGACAGCAGAGUUACUGAUCACUCUACAAGUGCACAUGUUUGUGAUUUGGACGAUAAAUUUAGGAUUACAAGUUGUGCUUUCUCCACCAGCCAAGCAAUCUAGAAUGAUGCUUACUGGAAUUGGGUCCUGAGCUUCUGCCUUUCAAGCGGGUCACUCCUUCCACUGAUGAAGAUUGAUUUGAAUUCUUAUUCUGUCUCCAAACUAUCUGCAGUCCAUGCUGAAACUGUAAAGCCUUGAAGCUUGAUGGACCAUUCUCCACAUUUUAAUCUAUGCCAUUGGUGGACACAGUGAACAGAAUCUGGACAGACCACAACUGAGGGACUGAGCUUACUACCUCUUGCCAAUUGCAGAACAAUCCAUUAAAAAGUAAUUUCUAGGUGACUCUACUCUGGCUGGAAGCAGUGGCUUUUGUGCGGCUGGCAGUGGGGAGAGUUUAGACAGGCAAGCAGCUGUUGGAGCUCACUCCGUAGUCCUAGAUGUGAAUCAACCCCAUGAUGCAACAUGUCUCCCCAGCGCCAUCUCUGACAAUGAUGGCCACACAGACUGUACCCCCUCCCCCUUAUCAAGAACCCCAACAGAUGACAGCCACAGCCCAGCAGCCGGCAAAAGCACAGCCUGUGCACGUCACCACACCCUCAGCAGCGGCCAAUGCUCCACUACCCAGCACCCCCAUCGACCCUCAGGCACAGCUGGAGGCUGACAAGAGGGCUGUCUACAGGCAUCCUCUUUUCCCCCUCCUGACACUGCUAUUUGAGAAAUGCGAGCAGGCAACACAGGGCUCGGAAUGCAUCACUUCUGCCAGCUUUGAUGUUGACAUUGAGAACUUCGUACACCAGCAGGAACAGGAGCACAAACCAUUCUUCAGUGAUGAUCCUGAGCUGGACAACUUGAUGGUGAAAGCCAUUCAGGUCCUGCGAAUUCAUCUCUUGGAGUUGGAGAAAGUGAAUGAAUUGUGCAAAGACUUUUGUAAUCGUUACAUCACCUGCCUCAAAACUAAGAUGCACAGCGACAACCUUCUCAGGAAUGACCUUGGGGGGCCUUACUCCCCGAAUCAGUCCUCCAUUAACCUACACACACAGGAUAUGUUGCAAAACUCUCCCAACUCCAUGACAGCUGUACCUGGCAACCCCCAAGGAAUUGUGGUACCUGCCUCAGCUCUGCAGCAGGGGAAUAUCUCCAUGGCAACAGUCAACUCACAAGUUGUGUCAGGUGGAGCCCUUUACCAGCCUGUAACUAUGGUAACAUCUCAGGGCCAGGUGGUAACCCAAGCAAUUCCUCAAGGGGCCAUUCAGAUCCAGAAUGCACAGGUUAACCUGGACCUGACGUCUCUUCUUGACAGUGAAGAUAAAAAGUCAAAGAACAAACGAGGAGUCCUCCCGAAACAUGCUACGAAUAUUAUGCGCUCCUGGCUUUUUCAGCAUCUUAUGCACCCAUAUCCAACAGAGGAUGAGAAGAGACAAAUAGCAGCACAGACAAAUCUCACACUGUUGCAAGUCAACAACUGGUUUAUCAAUGCCCGGCGACGUAUCUUGCAACCUAUGCUUGAUGCAAGCAAUCCAGAUCCGGCCCCCAAAGCCAAGAAAAUCAAAUCCCAGCAUCGGCCAACACAGAGAUUCUGGCCCAACUCCAUUGCAGCUGGGGUUCUGCAGCAGCAGGGAGGCAACCCUGGGACUAAUCCUGAUGGCUCCAUCAACAUGGACAACCUCCAAACCCUCUCCUCCGAUAACGCCACUAUUGCUAUGCAGCAAGCCAUGAUGGCAGGUCAUGAUGACUCACUAGAUGGGACGGAAGAUGAGGAGGAGGAUGAAGUAGAGGAGGAGGAGGAGGAGGAAGAGGAGGAGGAGGAAGAACUGGAAGAGGAUGCUGAGGAACUCCAGACAACUAAUGUUAGCGACCUUGGCUUAGAGCACAGUGACUCACUUGAAUAGAGGAUUAUAGCCAAUGGUGGAACAGUCACCAACUGGAAAACAGUUGAACCUGCUUGCAAAACUCAUUGGCCUGAAUUGUAGAGACUGCCUGAACUUUUGAUGAACAAGCCCCACAUCCCUUUAACAGUUUAAUUCAGAUUCAACAACAGUACCCUUUCCAAAUGUCCUGCUUGAUCUGCUUUCAGUUGCAGGAAUGGAUGUGGAAGCACGCUGAAAAUCCUGUCAAGUGUGCAAGCUGGUUAUUUAAGUGAAGGACACAUGUUUACAAGGCACAUAUUGUGGCUAGUUUCUUCCCCGCCUUUGUUUUUGAUAACAACAACAAAAGUGUUUUUAGAGUAAGCUGUUUUCUGUAUGACUGAAUGUUUUAUGGAUGUUCUGAUGCAAUGCCUUUUUUGUGACAUGCAGUUCAAAGGCACGCCUGUUUUCAUUUUCACUGCUUUUAUGAAAGAUUUACAGAUGCAAAAGAAGAUGAGACUGAUGGUUUUUACAAACAAAAGAAAAAGAAAAACUAGACGAGAAUGGGUUAUAAAAAUGUAGGUGGAGAAAAACCAAACAUUUGCAAAUUGGCAGAAUUCAACAAAGGAGCACGGAGAGUUUAAUGCCCUUUGCAAGGGGAUGUCCUGUGGGGUUUGCAGAUAUGGAGUCCGUGUCUUCAGGACUCAGGUGAAACCCCAAACCGUACAAAAAGGGUCUGUGCUUUACAAUUAAUGUAAGAAAUAGGUAAUGCCCUGUGGUCUGAACCAUAUUAGAUGGGAGUCAUUUUUUGCCUUCUGAAUGGAACGUUGCAACACUUUAAUGUCCCAAGCUGAUGCCUUGGUACAGCAUGUGGUAUUAACUAGCCAGAAAGAAUGGCCCUGAGUAUUUUAAUUGUUUAGAGGCUCAUCAAUACAGAAGUCAUACUUAUGGCUUUAUGCAAUGGUUGAAUACAAGCAGGUUCAGAUUUCUAAUAUUUGCAGGCCCAUUUGCAAAGCAGGAAGGGAUCAGUGGCAUAGAGAAUUCCUGUAUUUUCAGACAAGGAGGAACAUUCUGGAGGUAAGCAGGACAGCUAUCCAGGUGGGGUGCAGGAAAUCAUAUUUUCACAAUCUCAUUUCCCAGGAAUUCCUCUUGUCCCUUUAUGUUGCUUUCCUGCCUUCUCCAGCCCACAAACUCUAAAAUUAAAAAGCAUACAAAAUCAAUAUUCAGCUCGACAUAUUGCAGACAUUUAGGAAUGGAAGUUGUAAUAAUAUUCCCCAUUAGCGACCACUGCUAGUCUAGACCAUAGGUUAAGCCUACAGGCAGAGGUUAAUUUAAAUCUCCAUGUGGACAUUAUCACAGUACAGUGAGUUAAUUGCCUAUGGCAGUGAAAGCAUGAAAAGUAAAUAGGGGGUCCCCAACAUUUGUCAGGCUGUGAGCCAUUUGAAAUUUUGAAAUUAUGGAAGGAACAUACUUGCAGAAAAGCUACUGAUGGGCAAGUUCCCCAUAGACAGUGUGUCAGAAGACCUGUGAUAGAGAAGGGACAUAAUCUUUUGCAAAACACUGAUUUACCAGAAUGCUAUCUGCCACCCCCACCCCAAGGGAGAUGGUGUCUACAAUCCCCAUUUACCUUUAUUUUUGGAAGGCAGGCAUCCUUCCAAACAAGACACUGAGUGGACGCUGCCCAUCAUGUGCUAAGAAUGCUAAGAGGCCCACAAGCACUCUUAGAAAUAAAAUGUUGCUGGCGGCUGGCACUUCAUUUUGCAUAAUGCCAGUUCAUUUUUUUAAAAAAAUGUAAAACAAGUCAGGUAGUAUACUGAGCUUAACAGGCACCAAAGGGAGAAUCAUGGGAUACUUUCCAGCUGGCUGCAGUUUUUUUUUUUAAGUGACUGUAGUAUCAAUCAGUAUUGGGAACUGUUGACCCUGAGCCCUUCCCUCUGUGGAAAUGUUUUCAAGCAAGUUCCACAUGGCAGCUCUACCAUAAACACUGGCCUUAAGAAUGCUUGAGUGUAUGUGUGUCUAAUGCAGUUUUCUCCCUUUAAAAAGUCACAGGUUCAAGAAACAGAUGUUUCCAUGCAGAUGGACAGUCCUAGAAAUAUCACUAUUAAAGGCUCACCCAGUUGAGUGAAGAGAAAUUAUGCUUUCUGUCCACAUCACCUCAAACCACAGGUGCUGCUAUAAAUAUAACCAGCAAAGGAAUCUGUGCAUGGAGCUAUUCCCCAUUGCUUCUGCCACAAAAAGACAAGUUGUUGCUGCAUUUUCUUCCAGGGAGGCAUGGACAGUUGCCUACCAGAAAAAUGAUGCUUCUAAUAUUUCUGUGAGCAUGUCACUGUUACAGUUGGAACAUACAUCAAGGGUAUGGUUUCCUCUGAUUGGUUAGACAUGGGACCCCCUCAGAUGAUUGAGGUUUCCCCUUCCUUCUGCAACCAUGAAGGCUUUGCAUCUUGAGUAGCCUGGACACCAUUAUGACUUCUGGCAGAUCUUUGUGUCACAGGAUAAGGAAAGGUGAGAGAGAUACAAGGGCCAACGUCUUAGUAAGGAAUGAAGGCAGUGUGUGUGAUGAAUGUUCAGUAUUUUCCAACUCAGCAGUUUAGGUGAAGCACUGUCUUAGGCAGACUGAAACCUCUCACUCCAUCUUUCCUCCUCCAAAUACCCCUCCAGAGAGUUUGUUGAUUUUAUUUUGUACAUUGUGCUCAGGAAAAUAUCUCCAAUGUACAAAAAUGAAUGGGAGGGAGGUAUUUAUCAACUUACGAGCUACAAUCUGUGGGACUCUGGCUUAGGAAAUACAUAGUUAAAUUUCCCUGACAUGAAUGUAUUUUUCCCUCCAGGAGGUGGAAGGGAACCCUGACAAUGUUUUCAACAGAGAAAGAAGGCACCAAUAGUUUUAUCUAUAAUCUGUGUUUUCCGAACAAUCUGUUCCCCGUUUUCUGAUGCUGUAAUAAGUGGGGCAGAAAAUUUUGCCCUUUAGGGUUUGUCUUCCUUGCUAGCCAAAAACAAAACAAAACAAAAC